Messenger RNA from Sodiomyces alkalinus F11, 2854 nucleotides. RefSeq lists its product as hypothetical. Gene Ontology annotation, molecular function: microtubule binding; dynein light intermediate chain binding. The record is from RefSeq and is a predicted model, not a curated record. Bases 374 to 2698 code for a protein of 774 amino acids. Gene Ontology annotation, biological process: cytoplasmic microtubule organization; cytoskeleton-dependent intracellular transport. The transcript has 6 exons. NCBI's taxonomy places the organism in Eukaryota, Fungi, Ascomycota, Sordariomycetes, Glomerellales, Plectosphaerellaceae. Gene Ontology annotation, cellular component: centrosome; cytoplasm.
UGUCUCUGCACAACGUUGCUUCUUCGUUCUCUUCGUUCCUGUUCAUGCCUUGUCCAAAAACACCACCUCUGUCUCUGCCUCGUGGCACACUCUCGAGAUGGCACAUAAAUAACCGCCCUGCUCAAACUUAACUUGAUUCCAACAAUCCGUUCCGAGUUCCAAUCACCACACAAAUCGACUACCGCAUACCACCACCACCACCACCACCACGAGCAUGCUUGAACUUUCCGACAGUUCAAGUGUGCCUUUUGUAACCUGACGACAAGUACAACAAUAACAACAUCAAGACCAAUUUCGAACCUGUACUUAUUGGUUCCCCCACCGCCGUGGUCGUCGACGCCUUUCUGCGGCGCUGCGACAGACACAGCCCACCAUGACAUUCAGCAAAGGGGCGCAGGACGCCCUCCGCCUGUGGGCGAAUACAUUUUCUUUAUCACGCAAUGCCUGCUCAGUUGAGGAUUUUUACGAUGGCUUGCUACUGUCAGAGAUGCUUGCUGACCUAGAUCAAACUUAUGACACCGCCGGCAUCGAUUCCGACCCCCGGCAAUCACUCGCCAAGAAGAGGAACCUCCAACAUGUCUACAAAGGCCUAGUUAAGUUGAUCAACCUGGAAUGUCCUGGCCUCAACCGCCAGGCCAGAAUUGCCAACUUUCGCGCCACCGCCUCCAACCCCGAUGCCGAGGGUAUCUGCAAGAUUCUGUCCCUACUAUUUGCCGUUGCCAUGCUUGGCAGCAACAAUGAGCGAUUCGUUACUCGCAUCACGCGGGACAUCACCGACAAGCCCGCGCUUUCCAUCCUCCAAAAGAUUACCGUGGAAAUGAAGGCCGAGAUAGAAGACGCCGAAGCCAACCUCGACACAGACCCCGACGCCGACGACGCCCGCCAGUUGGCCCGGGAUCCCGACCUCGCGCUGGAGGAGGAGAAUGCCUCUCUCAUGUCCCAGCUCGACAGGAAGAUGAAGCUCCUCGCUGACAUGGAAACUCGGUUAGCUCACCUACAGGAGAGUUACGAGAGCCUGAAGGAGGAGGCCGCACGGCAAGCGAGAGAGCUUGAGGAUUUCCACAACGCUCAAAGCGGCGCCGCCUCACAGGUCAUCCAGGCACUCGAGGCCAAGAUCCGGGAGCAGGACGAGCUCAUCGCCAGCCAUGAGGCCCAGGCCGAGGAGUUCCGCAUCGCCCGUGAGCGGCUUGCCGGUGAGAUUUCAAGCCUCUCCAGCAGGGCGAACAAGGCCGACGACCUCGAGGACGAGGUCAACGUGCUGCGCUAUCGCAAUGACGAGCUCAGCCGGAAGGCCAACGUGGUCGAACGCUACCGGCAGAAGCUCGAGGCCCAGGGCGACCUGCAAAAGGAGAUCGACAACCUCAUGUACGAGAGGGAACAGAUGCAGCGCGACCUCCUCGACUACGAAAAAAUCCUGAAGCGGAACGAGGCCCUGGAGGACACGAACAACAAGUAUGCCUCAAAGCUCCAGGACUACGAGACCCAGUUCAUCGAGAUGGACACCACCAGAAAACGCGAGUACUCCGAGAUGCUUCACCUCCGGGAACUCCUGAGGACCCUCGAGGCGCAGCGCAAGUCGGAUGAGGAAUUCAUCAGCGAACUGCAGGACCAGAUUAACAACGGAGGCGUCCAUUCCAUCGGCAGCAAGUCUUCCGAGUUCACCAACCCCGGCUUCAACCUCGAGCAGGAGCUGGAGAACGCCAAGGACGUCGCCCCUAACCUCAGCCUCGAAAUCUCGCGCCUCAAGGCCGAGAACCAGAUGCUACGCAGCACCGCAGGCUCCGGGCCUGAGGUCGCCCGCCUGCGACACGAACUGGAGGGCGAGCGUACUCAGCACAAGAGGCUGCAGGAGAAGUACCGCAACGUCUACGAGAAGCGGAACGCCGCCGACGCCCAGGUCUCGGCCCUGAUGCAAGACCUGCCCCAGGAAAGGUUAGUUCAAUGGGUCGAGCGCUUACACCCCAGCGGCCACGGCAAGUUGAGAAUACUCACGCAGGAAUACUUUAGCACCAAGGUGUUCAACGAACUCAAGUCGCAGCUCAAGAAGGCCGAGGAGGAGCUCAAGGCGGAGCGGGAAUUGGCCAGGGACUUGCGAAACAAGAUCCUCGAUAGGGACCGCGAGAUCCUGUCCGCUCGGACCGACCUCUCCGCCGUCGAGAAGGACAGCGCCGAGGCCCUGGAGGAGCUGAAGGCCACCGACAAGCUGAUCUCCUCUUCGCUGCAGGAGGAACUCGAAGCACUCCGCCUCGAGUACAAGAACAUGUCUAACGACGCCGACGAGGCGCAGAGAGCGUUGGUCAAAGCGCUCCUCGAGAAGGACAACCUUCGAAAGGAAAUCGAUUUGGCCAAGGAUCAGAGCGUCAGCUCUGACGCUUUGAAGAGCAACGAGAAGAUCAAGCAGCUACGUGCCCGGUUGCAAGAACGCAACGAGCAACUGGAAAAGGCGGAACGCGACAGACAUGAUCUUAUGAGGAAGCUCAAAGCUUCGCAGGAUGGAAGCGCAGCGUUGGCGCAAAAGGCCCAGAGCGACCAGAUCAUCAAGAACCUCCAGAGGGAAAACGCCCUUGUCACCACCGCCUGGUACGAUCUCACCAGCCGGUUGCAAAGCAACCACGUCGUUCUACAAAGGCGUAACGAUGUGCCUCGAAGCUGGUUGAACAAGCAGAGACAAAUGGUCAACGCCACACCAAGGAAAUGACGAAUACAUGCCACUACACUAACGUUCCAACGAAGCCAGGAGGAUCAUCUCACCCUGGACGUAUUUAUAUCCCCUAAUAGAUUCAUGAUAUAUAGCAGACAAUAGCCAGUCGAGGAAGAGGCAGCAAAGAUUCCAACGCAAACAGUGACGUCCCAU